Molecule: messenger RNA, 2896 nt
Organism: Amphiprion ocellaris (clown anemonefish)
Lineage: Eukaryota; Metazoa; Chordata; Actinopteri; Pomacentridae
Gene: poc1a
Product: POC1 centriolar protein A
Exons: 11
Coding region: 181-1593 (470 amino acids)
Biological process (GO): cilium assembly
Cellular component (GO): ciliary basal body; centriole
Molecular function (GO): protein binding
Source: RefSeq, a predicted model, not a curated record
UGUUGUCAGCAGCUAGCAGCUAGCUGUGAGCUAACCUUAGCCUGCCGGUGAGCUAAACGGCACGAUAUUGUUUAUUCCACUCGUACUAAUACCAGAAUAAAGCGCAGUUAUAGUUCGGUCGUAACUUUCAAAACAGCAGCAAGUCGCUCUUGCCGGUAUUUGUCUCCGCUAUCAGGGAAAAUGACUUCUGCACUGUCUGAUCCAACCCUAGAGAGACAUUUUAAGGGUCACAGAGACACUGUGACAAGUGUGGACUUCAGCUGCAACAUGAAGCAGAUCGCCACGGGCUCUAUGGACUCUUGUGUGAUGAUCUGGAACAUGAAGCCUCAGAUGCGAGCGUAUCGCUUUGAUGGACACAAAGAUGCCGUCACUUCAGUUCAUUUCUCUCCCUCUGGCCACCUGGUGGCCUCCGCUUCCAGAGACAAGACUGUACGUCUCUGGGUGCCCAGCAUGAAGGCUGAGUCAACAGUAUUCAGAGCUCACACUGCAACCGUGCGCAGCGUUAACUUUUCUGGGGAUGGACAGACUCUGGUCACUGCUUCUGAUGACAAGACCAUCAAAGUGUGGACUGUCCACAGACAAAAGUUCCUCUUCUCUCUCAACCAGCACAUCAACUGGGUUCGCUGUGCCAAGUUUUCUCCAGACAAUCGUUUGAUUGUGUCAUCUAGUGAUGAUAAGACUAUCAAACUGUGGGACAAGAACAGCAGAGAGUGUAUUCAUUCUUUCUAUGAGCAUGCAGGUUAUGCAAACUAUGUGGACUUUCAUCCCAGUGGAACAUGCAUUGCUGCAGCUAGCACAGACAACUCUGUCAAGGUUUGGGACAUCAGAUCCCAUAAGAUGCUACAGCAUUACCAAGUUCACAGUGGUGUGGUGAACAGUUUGUCUUUCCACCCAGCCGGCAAUUUCCUAAUCACUGCAUCCAGCGAUUCCACAAUGAAAAUACUGGACCUUGUAGAGGGCAAACUGCUGUAUACACUGCAUGGACACCAGGGUCCAGUCACCUGUGUGGCCUUCUCUAGGACAGGCGAAUACUUUUCUUCUGGAGGCUCUGAUGAACAGGUAAUGGUGUGGAAGAGCAACUUUGACUGUGCUGAAGGCAGCGAUGGUGUCAGACUGCAACAUAAGACGGCCUCCAGCCUGCAGACACCACCAGCCAGCUCCACAGCUCGCUUCCCCCUGAACUCGCAUCCAUCUGUGCUUCAUAGCCAGACCUCUGAACCAGCAGAGCAUUUUCGCAGACAGGACUCUCAAAGUGCUGCCCACACUCAGAGCUGGAGUCGUAGUGGCAGCCACAGCAGAGCAAAUCAUUCCCACACCUACAAAAACCCCAGCGUCAGUUCCUCCUCUACGCAUCGGACACAAGGUUUACAGCAACAGUCACGCCAGGAAGAAUCACAGUCCCAUGCUUCAGAUGGAGGGGUCCCCCCUGGUCUAGCAAACGCCCUCGAACACAUCAUAGGUCAACUGGAUAUUCUCACCCAGACGGUUUCAAUCUUGGAGCAGCGGCUGACGCUGACAGAGGACAAGCUCAAGGAAUGUUUGGAGAACCAAAUGGAGAUCGGUUUACAUCUCCAGAGGAGAGAGGAGGCUUAAAGAUGGCGGCAUCAGAGAGAGGCUGAGCUGUGGUGUGGGGGGGGGGAACAUGAUCACAUCAACACCGUAGACAGAACUUUACGCAUUGCGUUGUUGUUACAAAUCUGAGAUUUCAUUCACUCACAAAGCAAGGACCGGGCCUUAAAUGCACACUGAGCCUCACUGCUGAUGGCUGAUGUACUGUUUCUGGUUGUUUCACAAAGAGAUAUCAGAAGAGAAGGAGGUGAAUAUUAGAGAAGUUCCUCUACAGCAGUGCUGAGCGCGCAGUCUCUUUUCUGCUGACAAAGGACCUGCAGCUACUAGUCACUGUGAGUGUGUGUGUGUGUGAGAGAUAGUGUGUGUGCCUGUUUAAAAGUGACAACACAUGCAGGGGACUUUCAUGCUUGCCUAUGCACUGUGCAUUCAUUGGUGUUUCAGUUUGUGUUGCUCAGAAUGACAUCAGUAGAAAAGGCCAUAUAUGUAUGUAAACUACCAAACUGUUCAUCGGCAGAGUCAUCAUUCUUGUUGUCAUUUUUCAGAUAGAGAACAAUGACAACAAUGACAAUCAGCCAGAAUUUGGUAUUUUUCACUGGGUUCAUUCUUCAAAGAUUCACUGGUUUUUGUUUGUCUUCCAUCAUUAGUAGUUGUGCUUUUUAAAUCAUCGAGUCGGGCAGUCAUCACAGAGCAACACAGUGCCUUUAUUUUCCCCAACAUGAAGAAACUCUUUGUCCAAGCUGGUAAGUUUAAGACAGUUCUGGGUCAUUUUAAAAGAUAAGUCUGUAUUUUUGUUGUCAUCAGCAGAUCCCAAGACUGAAACCACCAUGCACUGAUGCUACUAACAGGUAUUGUCUGUGUGGCGAAAACUCGAUGUAGCUCAUUCCUCUGUGUCCUAGACCUCUAUUGUUGUCCAACAGCUGUUAAAAACACAUCAGUGAGCCGCACUGAAUAAUAUGCUCGUUUAUUACUGCAGGGAUGUAUGUAUUUUCUGUAGAGCACCUGUGAAGCACCUUGUUUACUUCCUAACUUCCUUCGUUGUUUCCAAGGGGUCAUUGAGUUUAGUGCCAUAGACAAGGCUGGGGAAGUAAGAAAGAUUCAAGGGAAUCAGUAACAAUAAGAAAAAUUGAAAGAAACAUCCACCUCAGACUUUAAAUUAGAAUAAUAAUAGUGCUGUAUGUAUUGGUUCUAAGUCAAAUUUUGAUUUUUUUUUUUUAAUGCCGUUCGAAAGAUAAUCAUUUUAAUUUGUCCCAGUUCAUUUUGUGUCUAAACUUUUAUACACUGACAGUAAGUUAUUGUGUAUACUUCUUAAUAAAUGUUUUAAACUCUG